GCAUUUUGUAUUCAUCUCAGGAAGAAUGAUAGAUUUCAGUUUCAGUGCAAGAUGCUCCUGACUGACAUCACAUUAGCAAAUGCGAGGGUUCCCAGCAUUUAGCGCUUUCCCUUUUUUUGUUUUGCAUCUGUUGCUGACUGUCACUAACGUGGUUUAAGGUCUAUUUUUUGCUGACCAUGUCCGCGUCCAAGUGUAAUAGACUCGGCUAUUUCUGCCCUUGAUUUCCUCCCCUAUCGUGUGGGUGGUUAAACAUUUACCGAACACUUACCGCUUGCACAAUCGUGACAUAGCCAUGGGGAAGAACCUUCACACAACCUUUCAACCGAAAAACUUCCGCCUUGCGCCGGGAAUAGUCUUUUAAAGGGACAUUGAUCGGAGCGAGCGGGUCAGACGAGAUCUCCGCUGAGUUACUCCAGCAGUUUGUGUCUAUCUCUCUCCGGUGUAAACCAGCAUCUGCAGCCCCUUCCUCCGCUCUCUGCAAAACCAAUGGCUGCGAGGUUGCCCACCCGGGAGGAGUGUGAAACGUGGAGAAGCUGGGAUCUUGCCGAGUUUCUGCGAUCGAUAAAUUUAUACGACACUGCCAUUGUUGUGGAAAAGCAAAGAAUAUCUGGUGCAGUAUUCUUGAAUUCAUUCGAUAGUCUCCAAAACCGAUUCAAUGUCAUAGAUUGCCCGCAAAUACAAAAAAUAGUGAAUGACAUUAAAAAGAAUGAAGGUGGGAUUAUCAGGAAGUUUAAAAAGUUCCAAAAUGUGCAAGUGGCAGCGAUGCGUAAAACUGGGAAAAAUACUUGGGAUCGAAUCACUAAACAAGCACCACCUACUGUUCCUCACAGAGAUUACACAGAAGGAGCUGAAGGACCUGGUGAUGAACGGUGGUCUGACAAUGAAUUUGAUAAUUGUGAUUAUGAAAACCCAGAUGGACAUUCUGAAGACUCUGACACUUAUGAAGAUCCACGUGAAGACGGGGAAGGUGAUGAAAACUAUGAGCCACCUCCGAGUGAAAAUCCCAAGAAAAUGAUUCCAAACAUUUUUCAAGGUUUUAAAAGUGAAUAUGCAGACAAUCAAGCAGCAAGCCGGCCUGUGGUCCCUGGCUCAAAGCCGUCUCCGGUUCCAAAUAAGCGGAAGACGCCACCACAGCCCCGGGGAUGGAAGGAAGAUGAUGAGGGUGAUUACAUUGUCCCCAUGAAGGAUAGUGAACCCGAUGAUACAUACAUCGACCCCACAGAGCAAAGUGUCCCGCGACCAAUGUUGAAACCUCCUCUAGUGAACAGAGCAGGCAAGCCACCCAACAAACCGACAGGUUCAUCAUCCAGUCCCAAAGCAGGGCACUUCCACGAUUCAGACCAUGCUGCAUCUGAGGCACAGUCACGGUCAGAAAGCCCACAGUUUCAAGAUGUGUACGAAGUUCCUGAUGAAUUGGAGCCUUCACCACCAAUGUUCAGACCUAAGCCACAACUUCCGAAACCUGGGUCUUCAGGAACAGGGAGUCCACCUUUCCUUGCUCGCUUUCUUCCCAAAGUGGCCAUUACGCCAGAAGCACUCAGAAAAGAGCCACCACCGAACCGAAAAUUUCCCGCUUUGAAAACUGAGGAUGACAACGAAGAUGAAUAUGAAGUUUGUGACCAUGAGCCAGGUGAUUCCACAGAGGGUUCCAGGACCUUCAAUGUACCAGAAAUCCCAAUACCACCACAAAGGGAACUGAAACCAACAAACAGGCCACUCCCAAAGCCGAGAAUGCUGGAUACAAGGGAGCAGUCACACACGGAAGGUGAAAGCCCCAAGAUUGCCGAUAAACCUCGACCCACCAAUCCAGUUGAAGUUCCAGCUUUGCCAGCUCCACGCUAUGGUCCCAAACCACAGGCAUUGAGAUUAUCGUCUGCAAACCAUCCAAGUAUUCCAGAAACUCCACCCAGACACAAUGAAAUUCCGGCACGACUUUAUCCAGUGAUUCCUGCCAGUCCCAGUUCUCAUUCAAGUAUUGAACAGGAUCCGAGUGUAGAUGGCAAACCCUGGUUCACUAAUCAGUGUGAUCGAAAAACUGCAGAAGAGGCAUUACAGAAAUUCAAUAAGGACGGAUCAUAUCUUAUAAGAAAAAGCUCUGGACAGGACAUACGGCAGCCUUAUACAUUAGUUGUAUUAUACAAUAGAAAAGUCUACAAUAUUCCUGUCCGCUACAUUGAACUAACGCAAGAGUAUGCAUUGGGGAAAGAAAAGAGUGGUGAAGAGCGUUUUUACAGUAUUGCGGAUAUUAUUGAAAACCAUCAGAAGAUUCCCUUGGUUCUCAUCGACAUUCAAAAUAACACCAAAGAUUCAACCAAACUGAAAUAUCCAGUCAAGGAUUCGUGAAGUGUGUUUACUGAAUAGUAUUUAUAUCAUUUCCAUUUUAUAUCAUAUUUUCAAAUAAUGCAAAUUAUUUGAAUAAAAUGAGAUGUCUAAAUUCCUAUAAGAGAUGAAUUUUGUCAUGGUUAUUGUGUUAAUCAUAAUUCAUGAGCAGUUCAAACCAUUUUAUCAUUUAACCUAUUUAUUUGGACCUCAAAGGAAUGUAUUUUCAACAAUAAAUCACAUUAUUGAAGCUAUUGCAUGGUAUAAAAUGUCUACCACACAGAUGACGAAAAAUAAUAUUUUCUUGUCUACUCUUACUAAAAACGUGCUAUUUAUACUGUUGAACAAUGGUAAUAAAAUUUUUAAAUGA
Molecule: messenger RNA, 2689 nt
Organism: Leucoraja erinaceus (little skate)
Lineage: Eukaryota; Metazoa; Chordata; Chondrichthyes; Rajiformes; Rajidae
Gene: blnk
Product: B cell linker
Exons: 26
Coding region: 487-2343 (618 amino acids)
Biological process (GO): cell surface receptor protein tyrosine kinase signaling pathway; intracellular signal transduction
Source: RefSeq, a predicted model, not a curated record